GAAAUAAGAAUUCGACAAAAAUAGUGCUAAGGCGAUUUGUUUCAUGAUCCGAUUCAAGAAGAACUUUAUAGUAGUAAUUAUUAAUUACGUAGUAUGUUAAGAUUCGUUGUUUCUUUGCUGAAUAAAAAUGAUGAUUAUAUAAUCAAAGUAUAUAUAAAGAAAUCUCUAUCCCAAAAACUUAUACGCAAAAUCCAAUAUGGCCGAACUUAGGUAGUUGAUCAUCUUCAAGCCUGUAAUCAAAAUGGACGAUACUGUGGAACUUCUGGAUACUGAAGGUUCUGUUGCCCAAGUGCAGUCUCAGCUUAGGACUAGUGCUCCAAAACAGAAUUUCAGCUGUAAGCAAGGGCUGGACGAUCCGAAGAUACAAACUGAAGAUAAGAACCGUAACCUGACUAUAAUACCUUCCUCACCAAAAUUAUCUCCGGAACAAAAUGAAGACAAAUUGACAAUUUCUCAAGUCUCUGCACAGUUAAAAGAAAGACUUAAUUUGAAAAGUGGAUCUGGUGUAAAUGGAAUUGUGAAUGGUUUAGGUAUAGGCGUGGAUCUGCCCCACACAGCAGAAUCUGAACAUCUCUCAGUUUCAAAUGAUACAACUCAGAACUCUGAAACAUCUAGUCAAUGUGAUAAGUGUGGAAGUAAUAGUAUUGAUUGUGAGACUUCAGUUACAGACUGUAGAUCUGUUUCAAACUGUCUGAAAAGUCAUCCUGAUAAACUAAGUAGAUCUAGUGAAAGCGUAAAAUGUAAUGAUGUGGUAUCCAAGGGUGAUGCAACAGAUAAGGAAGACAGUGUUAAAUAUGUAUCCUAUAAAUCUGAGCUUCAAAUGCCAGACAUUAUGAGACUUAUUCAAAAAGAUCUUUCAGAACCGUACUCUAUAUAUACAUAUAGAUAUUUUAUACAUAACUGGCCAAAACUGUGUUUCUUGGCAAUGGAUGGCAGUGAAUGUGUGGGUGCCAUUGUAUGCAAGUUGGAUGUUCAUCGGAAGGUUGUGAAACGAGGUUACAUAGCUAUGUUGGCUGUUGAUGAAAAAUACCGGAAAAGAAAAAUAGGUUCAAAUCUGGUUUUGAAAGCAAUCCGAGCCAUGGUUGCAGAUGAUGCAGAUGAGGUUGUUCUAGAGACAGAAAUCACAAACCGCCCAGCUUUACGCUUAUACGAGAAUCUUGGCUUCGUGCGAGACAAACGGUUGUUCCGGUAUUACUUAAAUGGUGUUGAUGCUUUGCGCCUAAAAUUGUGGCUGAGAUGAAGAUAGCAUCAGAACUACUUGACGACAUAGUUCAUAAUAUAUUUACUGAGUAUGAGACCAAGGAUGAGAAUUGAGCCAAUAUUUUACAUAUGUACAGACUGCUGUUGAAAGCUGUUCAGUUCCAUAAUUCAAUACUUUGAAAGGACAAACUAAAUGAAUGUUGCUUCUCUCUUGUAUUUGAUUAAAUAUGGGGUUACUGGGUUUAUUACCAGGUCAUGAUAAAUACAAAUAAUUUAUAAUGAAAUUAGUUAGGUGCCAUGCUGUCUUAGAGGGAAAGGAAAUUGUUGCUCUACUUGCUUUCAUUGUUAACUGACUGAAACCACACUGAUCUGCGUGAAUGGUCUAAAUCAAUUGUUAUGGUCCCAAAUUUGAGUGUAAGUACCAAAAAGAAUGAAUGUAUGAGGAGUAGGCCUUCUCGGCCCUUGCACCGCGACCUACGGUGGUCUAUUGUGCUUUACCAAAAGGAAAGUAAAUACUGUAAUUUGCAUUGUAUAAAAGAGAAUGAACAUUUUGUGAAUGUUUGUGGUGGUCACUUAUGCUCUGGUUGAUACAAGGACAUUGGUUUUUCAGCAUUUACUGCCUUUUAUGUUUAACCAUUGACAUUGGGAUAAUCUCAAAAUCAACACAUUAUUUCUUUAGUAAAUUAUAAUAAACAAAACCCACUGCAAAAACAUAAAUUUGUAUUUAACAUCUAUAUCGCUUGUACUUGGUUACUGUGCAGAUAGCAUGUCGCUUUAAGAAGUAACUCAUAUUUAGCAGUACAACCAGAAGAAUGUAAUGGUUUGUGGAAAACUGUUUUUCAAAAGAUUUAGUACCUGUAUUAAAAGGUUUUAUUGCUAUGUGAAAGCUCUAAUUUUAAUUUGGACAGUCUGUAAAAUACCUGUUACAAUUGUUUCAUUCAGUUUUCGUUGUUCAUGUAAUGUAGUUAAAUGUCUGAUGUGUGAAGGAUUGAAACAUGUAUUUAUAGGCAAAAUUUACUAAACGUUUAUACUGUAAAAUAAAUGUAAAUACAUAAUUAUUUUAUUACUUUGUUGGAAAUGCAGUUACUGUCAAAAAUAUUGGCCCCUGGAUCUAAUUGUUAUAGGCACUUACCUCUGUUUAUCUCCAGGAUAGAGAAAUUAAAUUUCCCUUCUUGUUUCUGUCCUAGACAGAAUACUAGCCAUGGCUUCUCAUCUUCAAGACUUGUUUAUAUGUGUGGGGAUUUAACAUUGAAUAAUUGUGCAGAUAACAAAGAUAAGGGCAUACCUAGCCUAUUUUAUUUAAAAAUGAUCCUAAAAUGAAACUGGAUAUAUGUGAAAUGAGAACUGCGAAUAAUGAACACUGUUUCUGCUAUGAAACUGGAGAAUGUAUGGCAGAGGGAAAGAAGACAGCAGGAAUAAGAACAGUUGGCUGUAGACUUAGAAACUCUGUUCUUUAAAAUAAUAUCAGAAAUGUUCCAAUUCCUGGAAAUAGGUUAUCUAUUAUUUACAAUAUACUUCUGAGUGAUCAGAAUUUUACAUGUUCUGUAUUACAUUUCAGGAAAAUUUGAGCCAGAGCAAGGUAUAGGUCAUAUUCUAUAUGAUUUUUCAUGAGAGCUGUGGUUCUUCCUGAACAUGUAUAUGUGAAGCCAAGUUUCCAUCCCAUUACAAGAGGGGUGAACCACUGAUUUCUCUUAACAGUUGUGGACUGGAGUGACAUUCUGAGGGUAGAAGAGAAUUACUUACAUGAAGAAUAUGGCUACAAUUAAGUACAGUUAUGCCCUAAAAUUUAUCCCUUACACGCCAAGUAUGGACUGGAGGGAUGUGGUGUAUAGAGCAGAAACUUGGUUAAUAUGAUAUUUUAACUGCAGGGUAUACAGUUUAUUGUUAGACCUGUUGCUGUAGCAGACGUGGCACACUAGUCUCACAUAGACCUGCCACUUUUCUGCUGCAAUGUAACUAACCUUAUAUUCUAGUAGAGUCUCAAAUUGAUGACCCUCUGCCUCUAAGCAUGCCUGACAUCAUGAGACUAUGUUCCUAGACACAUGGCAGUGCUGCUGUACGGGAAUAGCAGAAAUUUGAUGCGUAAUAUUUUAUUCAAGUUCUUUUAUAGAGCCCGGAUUAUUCACAACUUUUCUUUCAGCAUGUCCACAAAUAAAAUCAAGGAUUUGAAUCAGAUGAUGGUAGAGUCUUUGACUUACAAAUCGUUCGGUGAAGACAUGUCCACCAAAUUAUUUGCAGAAUGUGCCCCUGUAUUAUCAUGCAUAAAGUUCCUGUGCAAUUUCUCUUAUCAGUCAGUUGAUGGAAGAAGAGUGACAGAAUCAGUAUCACAUAAUGUUUGGAAUGUGUUACAUGAAAAGAACCACGAGUGCAAUGAUCUUCUAUACACCAACUGCACACCAAACCCAAACUUUUAAUUUAUGCAAUGGCACUUCAUGAAAAUCAAGAGUAUUUUGUUUCCUCUAUUUUAGUCUAUUCUGGCUGUUUAUGUAACCAUUUAAAGUGAAGUUCAUCUCAUAGAAUACAACAUAAAUUCUGGGUCAAGAAUUUCAUUGAAUACUGAAUUCUGGCUUUGCUGUUUGGAGGCAAGAGGCUAUGUAUGACUAGUUUUGCAAGGCUGUAACUUUAACAACUUUGUGCCAACAUGAGCUCUUCUUUUUGCCAAACCACACUAAAGAGGCAAAAUAUGUGACCUCUUCGGGUUUUGGCCAAUUGAGUACCAAUGUCAUCAAAUAUUUCUUCAGCCAGUACAUAUUUUUGAGAUUUCUUAUCCAUCACUGAUCCUGUACAAAAUAUUGCUAUGCAUAUUGUCCUGUCAUGAUACUUCCUACAAAAUUUUCUACAUAAAUAAAGUUGUACAGAGGUAGCAUAUACAAAUAAUUUUUGUUCACUAUAUUUCACAACACUGAACAGUAUUUGUACAUAUAUCAAAGACAACCAAAUACUAAACAAGCACUGGGUGACUAAGUGAUGAUUUAGAGGCCAGCAGUGAACAGGCUUGGGCAAACAAAUUUCAAGAUGGCUGGUCUGAAGAUAAACUGAAUUUGUUGUAUUAACAUGACAUUUACAUCUCACAGGGGCUAGAAAUGAUUUUUUACAGUUUUUGGUUAUUCAGGAUUGUGGAUAUGUUAAGGGCAUUGAAAUUUUACUUUACAAAGGACUUUCAGUAAUAUUAGUGUUAUUUUAUAAAAAUGAAGGAAAAGUUUAUGCUCAGAUAAGGAAAUGUAUAACUUCUCCCACGGACAUUAGAUGGAAAAUAACAUUUAUUAUUAGAAGCUGUUGAGAAUUGAAAAAUUGUGUCUACUUAAAAGACUGUUGGUAAUAGAGCUUAUGAAAAACAAGGGAAAACAGAUAUGAGAUUAUAAGUCUUCUCAGGUGAUUGUAUGAAAAUGGAAUUAGUAUCCAACAUUUUGGAAUCUCCAUCUCCAUCAUUGAUUGAUCUCAUGGCUGCAUGUAUGAGGGUCGUACUGAAAGUCAUGAGCAACAAUUUUUUGUAAAGUAACAUGCUUUAUUAUUGACAAACCAAA
Cryptotermes secundus is the source of this 4724-nucleotide messenger RNA. Its product is annotated as N-alpha-acetyltransferase 30. Gene Ontology annotation, molecular function: protein-N-terminal amino-acid acetyltransferase activity. Gene Ontology annotation, cellular component: NatC complex. The record is from RefSeq and is a predicted model, not a curated record. Gene Ontology annotation, biological process: N-terminal peptidyl-methionine acetylation. Lineage: Eukaryota; Metazoa; Arthropoda; Insecta; Blattodea; Kalotermitidae. The transcript is spliced from 5 exons. The coding region runs from base 242 to 1240 and encodes 332 amino acids.